Cornus florida is the source of this 2968-nucleotide messenger RNA. Its product is annotated as cryptochrome-1. Gene Ontology annotation, cellular component: cytoplasm; nucleus. Bases 298 to 2352 code for a protein of 684 amino acids. Lineage: Eukaryota; Viridiplantae; Streptophyta; Magnoliopsida; Cornales; Cornaceae. The record is from RefSeq and is a predicted model, not a curated record. Gene Ontology annotation, biological process: blue light signaling pathway; circadian regulation of gene expression; entrainment of circadian clock by photoperiod. The transcript is spliced from 5 exons. Gene Ontology annotation, molecular function: DNA binding; blue light photoreceptor activity; FAD binding.
GCUGCAAAUUGCCCAUCAGUUUCUGUACUCCUAAUCUGGCCGUCUCUCACUCUCUCAAAGGGUCUUUAAGGUUGACAAUUGUCUAAAACUAGAACACAAAAUUUUAGGAAAUUAGAUUCACCCAAAAAACUAGGAAAAAUAAGGUAAAUUAGAUAAGUGCACAGUCCAACCAACCCAUCUCCACUUUUUUAUUGUUUAUGGCCUGAAAUUGAUAAGAUCAAUUAAAAUCCUCUUCUGGGUGAUAAAGAUAGUGUGUGUAUGUGUGUGUUUUGAUUUGGGUUUUACAGAAUUUGGGAGAUGUCAGGUGGUGGGUGUAGCAUAGUAUGGUUCAGGAGGGACUUGAGGGUAGAAGAUAACCCUGCACUAGCUGCAGGGGUUAGGGCAGGGACAGUUUUUGCAGUGUUUGUAUGGGCACCUGAAGAGGAAGGUUACUACCAUCCUGGGAGGGUUUCAAGGUGGUGGCUCAAGCAGAGUUUGGCCCAUCUUGAUUCCUCUUUGAGGAGACUUGGGACUACCCUCAUCACCAAGAGAUCUACUGAUAGUGUCUCUUCUCUCCUUGAGGUUGUCAAAUCUACUGGGGCUACUCAGGUCUUCUUCAACCACUUAUAUGAUCCCUUGUCACUUGUCAGGGAUCACCGGGCAAAGGAGGUCUUAACUUCUCGAGGAAUAGCUGUGCGUUCCUUCAACGCAGACUUGCUCUACGAACCAUGGGAUGUUCAUGAUGAGCAGGGCCAGCCGUUCUCAACGUUUUCCACUUUUUGGGAUAGAUGCCUUAGUAUGCCUUAUGAUCCUGAGGCUCCACUUCUACCGCCUAAAAGAAUAUUCUCAGGUGAUGUGUCUCGAUGCCCUUCAGAUACUUUGGUUUUCGAAGAUGAAUCAGAGAAAGGAAGCAACGCACUUCUUGCUCGGGCAUGGUCGCCUGGGUGGAGCAAUGCUGACAAGGCAUUAACCACCUUCAUCAACGGACCAUUAAUUGAGUACGCUAAGAACCGUAGAAAAGCUGAUAGUGCUACAACCUCAUUCCUCUCUCCCCAUUUACAUUUUGGGGAAGUGAGUGUGCGGAAGGUCUUCCAUCUUGUUCGCAUAAAGCAAGUUUUGUGGGCUAAUGAAGGGAACAAAGCAGGUGAAGAGAGUGUCAACCUGUUCCUCAAGUCUAUUGGUCUUCGGGAAUAUUCAAGAUACAUAAGUUUUAACCAUCCUCAGAGCCAUGAAAGGCCUCUUCUUGGGCACCUUAAAUUUUUUCCAUGGGUAUUAGAUGAAGGCUAUUUUAAGGCAUGGAGGCAAGGUAGGACUGGUUACCCAUUGGUGGAUGCGGGCAUGAGAGAAUUGUGGGCCACUGGUUGGCUACAUGAUCGGAUACGAGUUGUAGUUUCUAGUUUCUUUGUGAAGGUUCUCCAGCUUCCGUGGAGAUGGGGAAUGAAGUAUUUCUGGGAUACAUUGUUAGAUGCAGAUCUUGAGAGUGAUGCUCUUGGUUGGCAGUAUAUAUCUGGUACACUCCCUGAUGGUCGUGAGUUUGACCGUAUAGACAAUCCACAGUGUUGUAUGCAGUUUGAAGGUUACAAAUUCGACCCCCAUGGAGAAUAUGUACGGAGGUGGCUUCCUGAACUUGCUAGACUCCCUACUGACUGGAUACACCACCCUUGGAAUGCACCUGAAUCUGUGCUUCAGGCUGCUGGAAUUGAAUUAGGGUCCAAUUAUCCUCUUCCCAUUGUGUAUAUAGAUGCAGCAAAAACAAGGUUGCAAGAAGCACUUUCAGAGAUGUGGCAGCAGGAAGCAGCUUCAAGAGCUGCAAUUGAGAAUGGAACUGAAGAAGGGCUUGGAGACUCUUCUGAAUCGACACCCAUUGCGUUUCCUCAAGACAUACAAAUGGAGGUUGAUCACGAACCAGUGAGGAACAAUCCUACUGCUGCAAUCAGACGCUAUGAGGAUCAGAUGGUUCCAAGCAUGACGUCUUCUUUUGUAAGGGUUGAUGAAGAAGAAGUCUCUUUGGAUCUCCAAAAUUCAGCAGGAGAGAGCAGGGCAGUAGUGCCUAUGAAUGUUAACGCAAAUCAAGAACCAAUAAGAGAAGCAGUAAACCAUGGGUUUAUGCGACCAGUUCGAACCUACAACACUCCGCCACAAUUUAAUAUCACAACAGGGCAACGAAAUGGUGAAGAUUCCAUAGCGGAAUCUUCAAGUAGUAGCGGUCGGAGAGAAAGGGAUGGGGGUGUAGUGCCAGUAUGGUCCCCCUCAACCUCAAGUUAUUCUGAGCAGUUUGUUGGUGAAGAAAAUGGAACUGGUUCAUCUUACUUGCAGCGGCAUCCUCAAUCUCACCAAAUAAUAAACUGGCAGCGGCUUUCUCAAACAGGGUAAAACUCCUUUACAUGAAAAGACAAGAAGCUAGGAGGCGGAGGAGAAUGUGAUGUAGCUAGACCUAUGGCAAUUGGGAUCGGCGCCCCAUGUACAUCUUUAUCCACCCCUUACUCCUCUUCGCGACCAGUCUGACCUGGCCAACAGUUUAACAUCGGUCAUGCAUGAGAUUUCAAAUUGGUGCAGGCAGCUCUCAUCCACAACUUUUCGUAUCCCGUUGUACAAUAUUCGUAGCUCUGCUGUAUAGUUAUUGUUGUUUACGCAAGUGGAUAGAAGAGUCAUAAUAGGAUGUUCAUGCAAUUCUCUAAUAAACCCAGGUUUGUGCUUUUGUUGAUGAUGGUCUCAUAAACUCGUUUGCCCAAGGUGGACGCUAAGCAGCCACAGAAUGAUAUUUCAGUCCAUGUUUAUGUUAUUUAUCCAUUUUCUUCGCUUAAUUUUGAUUUCACCGGUGGUUGCCAUAGGCUUAAAGAAUCAUGUUUGACUGGGCUAAACAGGUUUCAGAAUUGGCAACCUAACUUAUAAUUUUUCAUAUGUAUUGUUUCAGUGACCUGUGAAAGCGAAUGUACUCUGUCAACCUAUAUUCUGUAUAAUUUAACGUCAUUUUCAUUUUUCUUGGAAA